Phytophthora nicotianae INRA-310 is the source of this 132-nucleotide messenger RNA. RefSeq lists its product as hypothetical. NCBI's taxonomy places the organism in Eukaryota, Oomycota, Peronosporomycetes, Peronosporales, Peronosporaceae. The transcript has a single exon. The record is from RefSeq and is a predicted model, not a curated record. The coding region runs from base 1 to 132 and encodes 43 amino acids.
AUGGAGUCUUCUCGCCCGACCAAGAAGCGCAAGGCACAAGUCCGCUUUGGCGACGACGACGCGUACGCCCCGCACCGCGAUGGGCUCAAUAUGCCACCCUCAAGAGAGAGCAGCCUGCUGCACUUAGCGUAG